AUGGAAGGCGCAGGACAAGAAGGAAGUGGAGCGCCCGGAGUAGGAGGUGCUGCACCUCAAGGACCACGACCAUCCAAUAAACGACUUCAGCAAACUCAAGCGCAAGUCGAUGAGGUCGUUGGUAUUAUGAAGGUAAGUAAAGACGUCGUUCGUGCAUUCAUUGAAUUGAUUCACCAACCAACAGUAAUUCUUCUCAUCGAACAACAUCAUGCAGUGUGCAAACUCGAAAUGUACACUCAUGGUUUAAUUGAAUGA
Molecule: messenger RNA, 255 nt
Organism: Anisakis simplex (herring worm)
Lineage: Eukaryota; Metazoa; Nematoda; Chromadorea; Rhabditida; Anisakidae
Source: the annotation of a GenBank genome assembly